AACUCGGUUAAGAAAGUAUCAGUUAUCUUCAAAUAGUUUAACAAAUCAAACUCAUCCAACAUGCAAUCGUUUAUUGUAUUUACACUUUUGGUCGCCGUUGCUACUGCUGCUUCAGUUGGACCUGCACCACAAGCUCAAAAUAUCAUGCAUACAAUUUCUGAAGAAUCCAACAUCAACCCAGCUGCUGCUCCAGCUGAGUUGGCUAGAUUGAAGAAGUCCGCUUAUGGAGGUGGUGCACCAGCAUCUUACUCAGCUCCACCUUGCCCAAAGAACUAUCUCUUCAGUUGCCAACCUAAUGUGGCUCCAGUUCCAUGUGCUCCAUCAGGAGGCGGUUAUGCAGGAGCCUACUCAGUUCCAGUACCAACUUAUGCUCUUCCCAGCGGUCCACACUACGGAAUCCCACAAGAACUUCUUAGACCAUACUACUAUUAAGGUGUUAAAUAAAAAUUUUAUUUGCUAUGUGCCAAAAAAAAGUCUUAUUAAUAAAAAAAAAAAAAUCAUUCAUAAUGAAAAGAAA
Molecule: messenger RNA, 517 nt
Organism: Episyrphus balteatus (marmalade hoverfly)
Lineage: Eukaryota; Metazoa; Arthropoda; Insecta; Diptera; Syrphidae
Product: vitelline membrane protein Vm26Aa-like
Exons: 1
Coding region: 61-432 (123 amino acids)
Source: RefSeq, a predicted model, not a curated record